Molecule: messenger RNA, 3441 nt
Organism: Schizosaccharomyces octosporus yFS286
Lineage: Eukaryota; Fungi; Ascomycota; Schizosaccharomycetes; Schizosaccharomycetales; Schizosaccharomycetaceae
Product: P-type ATPase
Exons: 1
Coding region: 606-3308 (900 amino acids)
Biological process (GO): intracellular calcium ion homeostasis; manganese ion transport; calcium ion transmembrane transport
Cellular component (GO): endoplasmic reticulum; plasma membrane; Golgi membrane
Molecular function (GO): P-type calcium transporter activity; ATP hydrolysis activity; ATP binding
Source: RefSeq, a predicted model, not a curated record
AACAAAAGCACAGAAACCAUCAAGAUUUAGGCAAUUGCGAUUCUAAUCUUGAUUUCUCAACUAUUCAAAAAACUCUAAUCAAAUCACUUGACUAUAAGCUUCUCAUUGCAUGCCUCUACGACCAAGAUCAACUAGAUUUCCUGAGACAGCCAUUUUAAUCACAGACAGUACUGCUCACCCGGAAAAGGUACGAUUUGAACAAUCUUUACAUACACGGUCAAAUUUUUCGUUCAUUACUUCUUCUUUUUGACAAAAAAAAUAUUAUAGAGGGAGAAAAUCUACUUAUAAGUGUUGCUUUGAGAUUUUGUUCAAAUUUAAAACGAAAAUCAGUGUACUUGGUGGAUUCACUACGGGGGACUUUCAGUUACUAAAAAGCUUACAUGUAUUCUGGUUUUAAAGCGGCCUUUCGACUUUAAUUCGUAGCACCGCUCUGUGUUACAUGGCAACUUGCCUUGCAAGUAUUUCGGACCUAAGUCACUCUUUAUCAAGCUAGACGACAAAAUUUCCUCGCUUAUUAUUUUCAUUCUUAAUUUUUGUGUUCUAAAAUUUUUCUUUUCUUUCUUUGUUUCCUUCCCUGAUAUUCUUGUUGAACAGACUUGUUUUCUAUGAGUAAUCCAUAUUUAUCUUACACGACUGAACAGACGUGUACAGACCUCGAAACCGACGUGCAUGUAGGUCUUUCUAACAUCCAGGAUAUUGCUAAACGUCAUACGGUUUAUGGGGAUAAUGACUUAGCAGUUGAUGAUGAUGAAUCUAUAGUCGUGCAAUUUUUGAAGCAGUUCAUUCAGGAUCCUCUUAUACUGUUGUUAUUUGCAAGUGCUGCAAUUUCUAUUCUAUUAGGAAAUAUUGACGAUGCCUUCAGUAUUGCCUUGGCUAUCUUCAUUGUAGUGACCGUUGGAUUCGUUCAAGAAUACCGCUCUGAAAAAUCACUUGAAGCUCUUAAUAAUCUUGUCCCCCAUUAUUGCAAUGUCAUUCGUUCUGGUGUCUCUCAACAUGUUGUUGCUACCAAGUUAGUACCAGGUGAUUUAAUUUCUCUACAAAUCGGUGAUCGUGUACCCGCGGAUCUUCGCAUUGUUGAUGCCGUUGAGUUCGAAGUCGAUGAGUCCAACUUGACAGGAGAAACUAAUCCUAGAAAAAAAACCACUGAACCACUGAUGUCCAAUUUACCGUUGGGCGAACGAAAUAAUAUGGCAUUCAUGGGAACUCUUGUUCGUCAUGGCCAUGGACGAGGUAUUGUAGUUGCUACUGGAGCUGAUACAGAGUUUGGACGUGUUUUUCUAACCAUGCGUGAAACUGAAAAACCAAAAACUCCUCUUCAAAACAGUAUGGAUCAUUUAGGAAAGCAGUUAUCAGCUAUAUCUAUUGCUGGAAUUGCGAUUAUUGUUCUGGUUGGAUUUUUCCAAGGAAAAAAAUGGCUAGAAAUGCUUACUAUUGGGGUUAGUUUAGCGGUUGCUGCAAUUCCAGAGGGGCUUCCUAUUAUCGUUACUGUUACUCUAGCAUUAGGUGUUUUACGAAUGUCAAAGAAGAGAGCUAUUGUUAGGCGUUUACCGAGUGUAGAAACCCUUGGGAGCGUGAAUGUUAUUUGUUCGGAUAAAACCGGAACUCUCACAAUGAACCACAUGACAGUGACGAAAAUGUACACCCCAGGCAUGACCACGCCUUGCAUUAUACCGGAUGGCGAUCAUCUUGAUUUUUCUAUUGAAAAAACUGUCGGUAUGAACAAGCUUCUAUUGUCUGCGGCUCUGUGUAAUAACAGCAAACGGCAUGUGAAUAAAUCUGAUGCCAUCCUCGACACUACCAGCCCGUGGGCUGGGUUUCCGGUUGACGUUGCCUUAAUUGAAUGCUGCGAGCGCUUCGGUUUAAAUGAUCCAAGAGGUUCUUAUUCUCGCCUUUCAGAAAUGCCGUUUAACAGUGAGCGCAAAUAUAUGUCUGUUAUCACUAAUUUUAACUCGACCAAAACUACUUUUAUGAAGGGAGCAAUGGAUCAUGUAUUAAAAAGCUGUGCUUACUACACGGAUAGCGCUGGUGUUCAACAUGAACUGACACCCAGCAUACGUGAUGAGAUUCGCAGUCAUGAAAUGGACAUGGCUAAAACUGGUUUACGGAUUAUCGCUGCAGCUAGUGGAAUAAUCCCUAAUAAGUUGGUGUUCCACGGUUUGUUUGGUAUAAAUGAUCCCCCAAGACCUUACGUUCGUGAGAGCAUCCAACAAUUAAUGACUGGUGGCGUUCGUAUCAUAAUGAUCACCGGAGACAGUAUCGUUACCGCUGUCAGCGUUGCUAGAGCACUAGGUAUGGCUUUACCGAGCAGUGACCAAGAUGCAAUUCAAAACUAUGCCAUUACCGGUGAUCAGCUAGAUGAGCUAGACGACUCGUCAAUACGAGAUGUUGUAUCCCGUGCAGUAGUUUUCGCUCGGACGACGCCUCAUCAUAAAAUGAAGAUUGUAAAGGCACUUCAAUCAUUAGGCGACGUUGUCGCAAUGACUGGAGAUGGUGUUAACGAUGCUCCGGCUUUGAAAUUGGCGGAUAUUGGUAUCGCCAUGGGCCGUCAAGGCACCGAUGUUGCUAAAGAAGCAGCUGACAUGAUCUUAACCGAUGAUUCAUUUGCAACUAUAUUACACGCGGUGGAAGAAGGAAAAGGCAUAUUCAACAACAUUCGUAAUUUUAUUACUUUCCAACUUUCUACGAGUGUUGCGGCGUUGUCAUUAAUUGCAAUCUCUUCCUUAUUUGGUCUACAAAACCCAUUGAAUGCUAUGCAGAUAUUGUGGAUUAAUAUUUUGAUGGAUGGUCCGCCGGCUCAAAGUCUCGGCGUCGAAGCCGUUGACGACGACGUAAUGAUGAAGCCUCCUCGUCCUAGAAAUGCUCCAAUUCUAACUGUACAAUUGUUGAAGCGGGUUCUUAUAAGUGCUUUUAUAAUUGUACUUGUAACUACCUUAAUUUUUACAGUCGAAAAGAAGGACGGUGAGGUCACUGCUCGUGAUACGACUAUGACUUUUACAUGCUUUGUUCUUUUCGAUAUGUUUAAUGCUUUGUCUUGUCGUUCUGAAACAAAGUCCGUAUUCAAAUUGGGAAUUUUUUCCAAUCGAAUGUUUAAUAUUGCCGUUGGAGGAUCCUUACUUGGUCAAGCUCUUGUUAUAUAUAUGCCUCUUUUCCAAAAAAUUUUCCAAACGGAAGCUUUGGGACUUAAGGAUAUCGUUACGUUAAUAAUCUACACCAGCUCUGUUUUAUGGGUUGACGAAAUUCGAAAAUGGUACCUUCACCGUAAAGGCCUUGUUCGAACCAAGAGUACUAAGAUACUAGGAAGCGUCUAACUUUUCUUUGAUUCUCUUGUCCAAAAUUCUUACCUUGUUACUUGUAAUAUCCAAAUUUGUUAGAAUAGAUAAGUCUGUUUAAUAAUAUACGAACUUUAUAUGCUAUGAAGUCUCGUCUUUUUCUAUAGUUCAA